Messenger RNA from Priapulus caudatus, 1092 nucleotides. RefSeq names its product sialin-like. The record is from RefSeq and is a predicted model, not a curated record. Lineage: Eukaryota; Metazoa; Priapulida; Priapulimorpha; Priapulimorphida; Priapulidae. The coding region runs from base 1 to 978 and encodes 325 amino acids. The transcript is spliced from 5 exons. Gene Ontology annotation, molecular function: transmembrane transporter activity. Gene Ontology annotation, biological process: monoatomic anion transport; transmembrane transport.
AUGCAAUGCAAAUGUCAAAGUCAACCCAAAUACAAAGUCACGCAACCGUCGCUUGUUUUUGCAGGUGGUGCGGGUUGUCUCACGAGCUUGUGGUAUUUGUAUGUAGUUUAUGACUCACCGGAGGAGCAUCCACGUAUUAGUGAGGUUGAGAGGAACUACAUCAAGGGAUCCUUAAAAGGACAAGUUCACACGCUGGAGAAAUUGCACAAGGAAAUUCCGUGGGGCAAGAUACUGACGUCACCGACAGUAUGGCUGCUGAUGUACACAUUCAUGACGUACGCGUGGGGCCUCUCUAUGACACUCACCAACCUUCCUACGUACAUGUUCGAAAUUCUUAAGUAUGACAUGAAAUCGAAUGGAUUGCUAUCGGCGUUGCCCUUCAUAUCCAGCUACGUAGCACAAAACAUCAGCGGCGCAUUAGCAGAUUUCGCCAUGUCGAGAGAUUACCUGUCGAGAGUGUGGAUGCGCCGAAUAUGGACGACUAUAGGUCUGUUCGGUACGGCCAUCUUUCUGGUCAUCGCCGGUUACAUUGACUGUAAGAACGCCUGGCUCGCCGUACUGAUGAUGGUCAUCGGAAAUUUCUGCAAUGGCUUCAUAUUCGGUGGUCUUGGAGUCGCCCAUCUCGACGUGGCCCCGCGAUUCGCAUCCGUAAUCUUCGGUGUUAUUACUACGGUGGCGUGUUUGUGCGGCAUAAUGUCGCCUUAUCUGAUCGGCAUCAUAACCACAGACCAAACUCAACAGCAGUGGCAAACCGUGUUCUACAUCAACCUUGCGAUUCAGUUAUCCGGCGCCAUUUUGUUUGGAAUCUUUUUCCAUUCGGACAUACUUCCGUGGGCAGCGGUAGACGUUGACGAUACCGUAACGCUAGCCAAGGAAGCACGGAUUCACAACGGCUUAUAUAAACACAGCAACGACAAUCCUACCCAUCACCGUGUUCAUCACGCUGCUGCCAAUAACAUUGAGAUCACAAAGCUGUGAUCACGAGUAUUAGACUGAUUUAUGGAAAAUUUACCACCUACCAUCUACAUCUACAUCUACAUAGCUGUCCAUUAUGUCAUGCUACAGUAUAGCGACUAUUGUAAUAAUAUACAC